AUGCGCGGGGAGCUCAAGAUCGCAGACUUUGGCUGGAGUGUGCACGCCCCCCACAACCGGCGGCGCACGCUGUGUGGCACGCUGGACUACCUGCCCCCGGAGAUGGUGGAGGGGCGCGACCACGACAGCAGCGUGGAUGUGUGGGGCCUGGGUGUCCUGACCUACGAGUUCCUGUUUGGCGCGCCGCCGUUUGAGGCGGCCGGCCACCAGGAGACGUACCGCCGCAUCGUGCGCGUCGACCUGCAGCUCCCGGAUGCGCCUCGCGUCAGCGACGGCGCGCGUGACUUUGUGCGGAAGCUGCUGGUUAAGGAUGUGUCGGCGCGCAUGCGUAUGGAGGACAUACCCAAGCACGCCUGGAUCCGGACCACUGCCGACCCCAAGGCCCUCGCGUGA
This is a messenger RNA of Monoraphidium neglectum, 393 nucleotides long. RefSeq names its product aurora kinase A. The transcript is spliced from 3 exons. The coding region runs from base 1 to 393 and encodes 130 amino acids. Gene Ontology annotation, molecular function: ATP binding; protein kinase activity. Lineage: Eukaryota; Viridiplantae; Chlorophyta; Chlorophyceae; Sphaeropleales; Selenastraceae. Gene Ontology annotation, biological process: protein phosphorylation; mitotic spindle organization; regulation of cytokinesis. The record is from RefSeq and is a predicted model, not a curated record. Gene Ontology annotation, cellular component: spindle midzone; spindle pole centrosome; chromosome passenger complex.